UCUGGAAGAAUGUGGGGCGACGUUGUUCUCUCUGGUUGCAGUAUUUCCAUGGAAACCUUUACUGCUUGGAACAGGCAUGCUGACAAUCACAUCCAAGAGUUAGCCUGUUGCUGAAAGGCUGUGGGUCCCUAACAUGUGGCUGCCGCACAGACCCAUCUGAAAACUCAGUUCUGCUGGCUGCAGGUUCACAAUCAAAAACCUGUCCAGUUCCGCUAGCACUAACCCGGGAGACAGAAACAUUGCUAGAGAUUUUUAUCUUGGAAUUGAGAAGCAGAAAGUUUUUAGGAGUAGUACAGAUUAGCAUGUGACAAUGUGAAAGUGAUGUGCUGAACUUCUCGGCUGAAAUAUCAGACAGAAAAACAACAGAAAUGGCUACUUUGAAUGAUCGAGAUGUUAAAACUUUGCUUAAUUUUGUGAAUCUGGCUUCCUGUGACAUUAAAGCUACUUUGGAUAAGUCGGCUCCUUGCAAAAGGUCAGUAGACCACAGGAAGUACCUCCAGAAGCAGCUGAAGAGAUUUUCUCAGAAACAUGUACCAGCUAAGGGUAUGGCAUCUCAGACUAAAGAUGCUGUUGGACAGAAGCAUUCCUGUAGCACAUCCAGCAUCUCUUCAGAUAGCGAGGUGGAACCUGAAGGCUGUUCUUCACAAGAGUCAUGGAAGCCAUCAGUGGAAAUGCAGAAAGCCGUCUUCACAGACAGAGAGACAUCAGAAUCUAGCAAGUACGAAACUGUCCCUCUACGAAAAAGAAGGUUGCCAGCAUCUUUUUGGAAGGAACCUGAACCCUGUACAAAGACUGUCCCAUCCCAGAGUGCAGUUUGUAAGGAUUUGCAAUCAUCUGGAAAAGUGGCCAAAGAUGACCAGACCACCUUUAGAGGAAUUAGCCCUUAUACUCCUCAAUCUCUUCGAUCAAAAGAACCUCACAAUAUCUUUCAAAAUCACUAUGUCACCUACUUUGGCUCAAAGAAUUGCCCAUGUGGGUGUGCUAUCUUGGUACAUAAUAACUUUCCUGAAUGUCAGACUUUGCCAUCUGCCAUUUUACCAUUUGGUAUCCCUUGCUUUGACCCAAACUUGCCAUGCUUCCAUAACAAGACAGGUGUUUCACUGUGUUAUGAUGAGUUACAAAAUACAGGAAUUUGGAGACCAGUUCCCACCAAACCUGCUGCUGGAAUGCAAGUUUACGGACUAUAUGGUUUUAAGUAGAUACAUGAUAAAUAAGUAAGAAGUUCUGAAUAUUUUCAAAAAUAGUACUUUUGUUAGUAAUUUCUGCAGCCUGUUGGUUAGACAGACUACAAGAAACAAAGUUGUCUAGCUAUAGAACUAUCUGAGAGGACUAUUAUAAUUUUCAUGAGAUAAUAACAUUAAGCAUACAAAUAAGUAUGUUAUACCAAUUAUUUUUUGUUUUUAUGAAAAGAUGGAUGACAGAAAAUAGUUUUUAAUUAAUUAUUGAUUGGUUCAGUAGCAUAAUGUAGAAUGCACAUAUUAUUUAUGUUUUUGCAUUUGGCUUAAUUGUCUGGGAUCAGUUUUGACUGCAUUAGUGCUACAACACUUUUCACUAUGUGCCUAUCAUUAUCCAUAGGAAUUUCUGAAAGGGGUACUUUGUAACUCUUUGGGAGUAAACAUCUACUCUUUUUCCUUUUUCAACUAUAUAUUUUUGCUGAGAGUCAUAUCUGGAAACAUUCCAAAAUCUAGUUGCAGAUUCCUGCUUAUAGGCCUUAAAUUUGGAAGACUCACUGUGUACACAGUAAGUAGAAUCCAUGGCAUACAGUGGCAUUCUUAAGUCUUGGACAGUUUUGAUGAUUUGCAACAGGGUAUGCCAAGUGAAAUUGGUAAAUACAUUUUAUUGUGUUUUCUACUGAUUACUAAGCUGAAAUAUAAACAAAGUGACAGCUCUUGGGCAGUACUAAAAAAAACAUUUGAACAUGCAGUUACUAAUCACAGCAGAUUGAAUAUGGCACUGUGAGGGUUGUAUCCAGAUUUUUCAGGAUGCAACAUUUUAAAGAAAUUAAAACACUAAUUAUCUACUCUUUUAUCAGUCUUCAAACACACAAAUGAAAUAAAAAAGGUUCACUUGAGACAGCUUAGAGGGCAACUGUCCACAGGGAUAAAACCUUAAUAUUUGCUAUCCAACUGAAAGGUUCCAUUUGGAGAAUAUGAGUAUAUAUGCUGCAUCGACAUUGUUGCCUCACAGCAAGAGGUUCUCCCAUUCGAUUCUCGUCUGUAGUGCAGGGAGUUCCUUCUGUGUGGAGU
Protopterus annectens (West African lungfish) is the source of this 2246-nucleotide messenger RNA. Its product is annotated as protein FAM181A-like. Bases 369 to 1199 code for a protein of 276 amino acids. The record is from RefSeq and is a predicted model, not a curated record. The transcript is spliced from 2 exons. NCBI's taxonomy places the organism in Eukaryota, Metazoa, Chordata, Ceratodontiformes, Protopteridae.